This is a messenger RNA of Mizuhopecten yessoensis (Yesso scallop), 1067 nucleotides long. RefSeq lists its product as uncharacterized. The record is from RefSeq and is a predicted model, not a curated record. The transcript has 6 exons. NCBI's taxonomy places the organism in Eukaryota, Metazoa, Mollusca, Bivalvia, Pectinida, Pectinidae. The coding region runs from base 338 to 1006 and encodes 222 amino acids.
GUGAUCACGCCAAGAUUUUACAGGGCAAAUGAUGGCAAUAUAAAACAGGUUUCACCGUAGUUACCAAAUAGAAUAUUUCGAUUUUCAACAAAGACGAUAAUCGACCUAUAUCUAUAGCGGUAUGUAACAUAACCAUAACAAGACGACCCACUCAGAUGAAAUGCCAGGCUGAUCCAGCUUUUAACAAGUGCCAGUAGAUGUGAGAAGGAAGAAUGAAACGUGUUUCCUCAAGCCUGUCACUAUGUCGUGAAACGCUCAGUAUUAAUGUCACAUUUCCAUAGAAGAUAGCACACAGAGUGUAGGAGAGAAGGAAGCGUGUUUACACUAGUAUGUAUGGAUGGUAGCCGAGACAGGUCAUCAGAUGCCUUUGUGGUUUUUAAUUCUUCUGUCAAUUGAAUUGUGUUUAUUAAAAAUCGAUGGAUUAAAAUGCGCAUGUGCAAAGGUUAGAGCACAUGUGUUCAUUGUUAAUGAUGAUGACGGUGAUAACACCACAGCAGGCGACUUUCUUGACCCCGGCCAGUGUUUGGAAAUGAACAAUCAACAGCGACGAUUCUGGGUGGCUGUAACGUAUAAUGGAAAGAACGCGUUUGUGCAGAGUGAUCGAAUUCUCGUGAUGGAGUGCGAAAAUGCAAGGAUUUCAUUCACCCCUCUAGUAAUGAAUGCUAUAUAUAAUUGUUCCGACUGGGGACAUCGUGUGACGUUGACAGGUUGGAGUUAUCUCCCUUCGGACGAUACCUAUUAUGAUGAACACGAUAUGCCGCUAUCUUCGUUUAAGAACUUUAGAGAAAGGUCACAACAAUUCGUCAGCGUUUAUAUUGAGGAAAGUAUUGGAAUAGGCUAUGGAAGAACUAUAUGUAUACCAGAGCUGAAUCAGAAGUUGAAACGAUUGAUCAUUUUCAGGGUAGCCAACACUUACAAGCAUACAACGAAAACGAAGGAUUUCCCAAGUAUUUUAUAUGACGAUGGCACAAUAAGAAUUCAACGGAAAUUGACAGUGGUGUAUUGAUCAAUUAUAUAAGCCACGCUAAAUACUUUUGAACAGAAAAACAGAAAAACAGAAAAUGUAA